Molecule: messenger RNA, 270 nt
Organism: Prunus armeniaca (apricot)
Lineage: Eukaryota; Viridiplantae; Streptophyta; Magnoliopsida; Rosales; Rosaceae
Source: the annotation of a GenBank genome assembly
AUGGCGUUGAGGAGAUUCUACAGCGAGAUCAAAGGGUUGAAGGUGAAGGAAUUGCCCAGCUAUGUGAAGCCGAUGCUGUCCGUCGACUACGCGAAGAAGACGGUGCAGAGAGGCUUGGACAAUUACCACGCCAAGUACAUCCAGACCAGCUCCGUCGAUCCUCUCUUCCAUGUCUGCUUCGGGGGCAUGAUCUUUUCCUACCUCGUCGCUCUUCCUGAGGAGCGUCGCCACCUCGAGCACCAGCAGCACGCCAAGGAGCAUGGCCAUUGA